Molecule: messenger RNA, 2511 nt
Organism: Sorex araneus (European shrew)
Lineage: Eukaryota; Metazoa; Chordata; Mammalia; Eulipotyphla; Soricidae
Gene: CACNG5
Product: calcium voltage-gated channel auxiliary subunit gamma 5
Exons: 6
Coding region: 237-1064 (275 amino acids)
Biological process (GO): postsynaptic neurotransmitter receptor diffusion trapping; transmission of nerve impulse; positive regulation of synaptic transmission, glutamatergic
Cellular component (GO): AMPA glutamate receptor complex; postsynaptic density membrane
Molecular function (GO): voltage-gated calcium channel activity; channel regulator activity
Source: RefSeq, a predicted model, not a curated record
GGUUAGUGGCUCCCGCGGCGCAGACGGCAGCGGCCACGGGCGCGCGCGGGAGGCUCAGGCGGACGGGACGGGGCGGGCAACCCCGGGAGCCUCGCGCGCGUGUCCUCCGCCCCGCGAGGGACAUCGAGCCGGGGCCGGGGGCCGCGGCCGCUCAGCAGGCUCCGAGCCGCGCCGCGCUCUCGCCCGCAGAGCGCGCCCCCUGGCGGAGGGACGCGGCCCGCCACCCGCGCGGGGCCAUGAGCGCGUGCGGGCGCCGGGCGCUGGCGCUGCUGAGCUGCGUGUUCGCCGUGUGCGGCCUGGGGCUGCUGGGCGUGGCCGUGAGCACCGACUACUGGCUCUACCUGGAGGAGGGCGUGGUCCUGCCGCAGAACCAGAGCACCGAGACCAGGAUGUGCCUGCACUCGGGCCUGUGGCGCGUCUGCUUCCUGGCUGGUGAGGAGCGCGGCCACUGCUUCACCAUCGAGGACGUGAUGCCCAUGAACGCGCAGCUGACCUCAGAGUCCACGGUCAACGUGCUCAAAAUGAUCCGCUCGGCCACGCCCUUCCCCCUGGUCAGCCUCUUCUUCAUGUUCAUCGGCUUCAUCCUCAGCAACAUCGGGCACAUCCGCCCGCACCGGACCAUCCUGGCCUUCGUCUCCGGCAUCUUUUUCAUCCUCUCGGGCCUGUCGCUGGUGGUGGGCCUGGUGCUCUACAUCUCCAGCAUCAACGACGAGCUGCUCAACCGGCCCCGGGACGCCGACACCUACUUCAGCUACAAGUACGGCUGGGCCUUCGCCUUCGCCGCCAUCUCCUUCCUCCUGACGGAGAGCGCGGGGGUGAUGUCCGUGUACCUGUUCAUGAAGCGGUACACGGCCGAGGACAUGUACCGGCCGCACCCCGGCUUCUACCGCCCGCGGCUCAGCAACUGCUCCGACUACUCGGGCCAGUUCCUGCACCCCGACGCCUGGGCGCGCGGCCGCAGCCCCUCGGACAUCUCGAGCGACGCGUCCCUGCAGAUGAACAGCAGCUACCCCGCCCUGCUCAAGUGCCCCGACUACGACCAGAUGUCGUCCUCGCCCUGCUGAGCCGAGCCCCCCACCCCCCCGGACACCCAGGACGGCCCGCCCGCGUCCCCCCUGCCCUGCCCUGCCCCACGCCCACCGUGAUGGCCCCGGCUGGUGUCCGGCCUCUGUGGCUGACCGCUCCCCUCUUGCCCCUGGAAGGGGGUGUCCAGGCUCGUGUCUGUCCCCGGGUGCCAGGCCUGGCCCAGAGCUUGCCCUGCUGACCGCUGGCCGCUGGCCUGGCCCCACGGCCGUGACGUGAGCCCAGCGCCGGGGGAAGUUGGGGGGGAACCUGGAAUUCUGGCUGCUUCUGAGUCCCGGCCCUGACCCCCGGGAAACCCUGGUCCCACUGCCCCCCGCCCCCCACACCUGAACUGUCCCUCCUCCCUGCAGGUUCUGCGCAGCCACCGAGCCCUGGUCCCCUCAGGGGCCGCGUGGGGGCCCCGGGCCCCCUCAACUGACAUCACUCGGAGGUGGCCGUCGCUAACAAUGUCUUAAUUCACCGGCUCCCUAGAGACCAUCUUCCCGGGGGCCUGCGAUGCCUUAACCCCAAGCCCCACGGCUGCGGGCGGGAGUGUUCGAACCCGGCCACUGCGGGCAGGGAGGGCCUCUGGGCCGGGGCCGGGACUGGCAGCCCCUGGACCAUUUUGGGAAACCUGAGGCGCAGGGGCCGGCCUUUCGGGGGCCCCUCGGGAGGGUGGGGCAUGGGAGGGCGGCUUCUCCCUUCGUACCUUCCCGGGGACCGAGUCUCCCCCACUCCUGGUCCCCCGCCGGCCAGCUGUCCCCUCACUCUCCUAAGGUCCGGAGUCAGGGGUCACUGGCCUGGAGGUGGCACUGGAGGGGGGAGACAGUGCGGGUGGGCCCGUGUGGGCGGGACCUCACCCCCCUACCCCUGUCUCCUGGGCUUGCAGCUGUUGUCUGCGCCCCCAGCCUGUGUCCUGGCCCGUCAGAGCAGAGAACGCGCCCUCCCGCCCCCCAGUUUUAACUUCAUCACCAGCUUCAGGCCAGCCGCGUCCUGGGGUACGCAGGAGGGGAGGGUCCCAUGCGAGCCUGGGGGCCGCGAGGCCAUACGAGCAUCACAGACUCAGCUGAGUCUGGGGGUCAGACGGAAGGGGAGGGAGGAGAUAGAUCCUCAGCCACUGAUGCUCCAGCGCCACCCUGCCCUGAGGGGCUUGGCUUGGAUGAUUUUCAGGACACCCACCCCCCCCCGCCUCCCCUACACACAAAUACACCCCAGCUCUGAAGAUUCAGCCCCGUGUAGAAAGCUCCAGAUCGCUCUCGUCCUGUGGCAUCUCACCCUGCCCGUCACCCGGGCCCCGAUUUCCUCCCCACGUCAAUCACCAGGGGCACGUUCCAGAAGAUUCCGAGUCCUCCCCCAGCGCCCCGCGUCUUCCUUGUGCCCCUCGCGAUCGUCUGCCGCCGUGCAGGGCUUGCUUCUGUGUGUGUGAAAUAGAACCCGCUCGUGCCAACA